Tarenaya hassleriana is the source of this 893-nucleotide messenger RNA. RefSeq names its product alpha-taxilin-like. Gene Ontology annotation, molecular function: syntaxin binding. The transcript is spliced from 6 exons. The record is from RefSeq and is a predicted model, not a curated record. Lineage: Eukaryota; Viridiplantae; Streptophyta; Magnoliopsida; Brassicales; Cleomaceae. Bases 86 to 628 code for a protein of 180 amino acids.
CCAAUUUUUUCUUUGAUUGUAGGAUGUAAGCGUUAGGCUGGACGAACAGAAGAAUGAAUGUCUCUCACAGCUGAAGGAAAAUGAGAUGUUGAGGACAAAAUUGACGCAGCUAGCUGAUCAAUAUACCCGUUCGGAACAGCAAUAUGAAACAAAAUUGAAGCAGAAAACACUUGAGCUACAGAUUGCCGAAGUAAAAAUCAAACAGCACGAGGAAAAACUGAUCCACGAAAAAUCUGAGAUGAAAGUGUAUGCGGAACAGGUCUCACAGCUCUUGGCAACUGAGAAAAAUUUGCGGUUGCAACUUACGGCAGACGGAGAAAAAUUCCAGCAGUUCCAGGAUGCUUUGGUGAAGAGCAAUGAGGUGUUUGAAACAUUUAAACAAGAGAUCGAGAAGAUGUCAAAAUCCAUCAAAGAGCUUAGAAAAGAAAACGCAUUCUUGAAGAGCAAAUGUGAGAAGUCGGAUGUUACUCUGAUUGAACUCGUUGAAGAGCGUGAAAGAUUGAAGAAACAGUUGGAAAAGACAAAGAACCAGAAAGAGAAGCUUGAGUCACUCUGCCGAUCCCUUCAAGCGGAAAGGAAGCAGAAAGAAAGUACAGGUUGCGGCACGCCUCAACCUGAGGCGGAGUAGAUCCGGUCUCCAUUCCACCUCUAAAGCUAAGGCGGGCUUUUCUCCCUCUCCCCGGUCAGUUUUGUCGGAUGAUGUCCUUGAAAUGUCUCCGUCUCUAUCUAAACCAUGGUUUGAGAAAACAGACAAGGGGUAACGGUGAUAAUUCAAAGAUUCAGAAACAGCUCAACGGGAAGCUUUUUCCCAGUCGCCGAAAGGCCUUUUUUUUAUGGUAGUAAAUGAAAGGUAUCGUAUCUAUCGUGGCCGGGAUUCUCUGCCAUUAGCUAUA